CUUCCGUUCAGAGCAGUAAGACGCUCGAUUUUACUCAGUCAGGAGGCCGGGCGAUUGGCAGCGAGACACGGCUUUUCUGUGUAAAAAGGGGAGAGGUUGCCAACAGUUUGCUGGAAAUGGCUGGUAAUUCGAGGGAUGUUGAAUGUAAACACCUAUGAUGACGUUACAAAAGGCAGACCAUCAUUUCAAGAAAGGGAGAAUGGAGACUGGCAAAGGCAUAAAUGAGCAAAGCGAUCCACUUGUAAUGAAGGAGGGCGUGUCAAAAAAGGGCGUGUCGAAAAGGGGCGUGUCUAAAGGGGGCAUGGCUUCAUCACACCUUGUUCCUCCCGACGGCGGCUGGGGCUGGUUUGUGUCAAUUGGCACCACUGCAUGCGCGAUGAUUCUCUCCACCCAAGGCCCCUGUUUCGGCAUCCUUUUCGGAAACAAACUCCGCGAAAUGAACGCCCCCCCUUCUCUCGCGGCCUGGCUCUUCAACUGCCAGUCCAUGGUGUGGAAUCUUGCAGGGCCUUGGGCAGGACCUCUUAGCACAAGGUUCUCCUACAGGAAGGUGGCUGUGACGGCGGCUCUCAUGUCUGCCUCGUCUCUCUUCCUCUCCGCGCUCGUCUCCUCGCCGUACCUCCUCUUGCUGACAUUUUCUCUUCUUCACGGAAUCGGCGGCGGGAUAAACAUCACCUGUUGCUUUCACAUGAUAGCGAAAUACUUCAAGAAACGCUUAGGAAUCGCCAACAGCAUUAUGAUGACAGGAGGCUCUGUGGGUAUCAUUCUGUUGCCUCAACUUGCAUCCCGUCUCCAGGAAUACUACCCUUUCACUUGGGCGACCCUAAUUACAGGCGCAGUGACGCUCCACGCAGCCGUGGGAUCUCUCUUGUUCCAGCCGGUGGAGUGGCAUCUGAAGGAGGAAAUAAGCGACCCCGAAGUGCCACCUGACAAGGAGAAGCUGCUCCUCGAACCAGGGACGAUGAACCCCAAAGGAGGCGAGCUGCCACGAGGGUCUUCCGUUCCCUCGGGCCUCAUGAUGCACGACGGCCGCGCCUCUUACCCGGGCCUUCCGAAGAGGAGCCGGGCCUACAGCGAGUGCGCCCGCCUGGACCCGGCCGAGUGGGAGCGGGGCAGCAGGCUUCCUUCGCUGGCCUUUGGGGGGAGCUCCCUCAUGGCGAGCGUCCACACGCUGACUGAUCCCGCGCCUCCGAGGGUCUCGCCUGCGAAUACAGAGGGCUCGACAGGAGUGUGGCAGCAAUUCAAGAACCACUACAAGCCCUCAGUUCUGAAGGAUCCUUUAGUCAUUUCUGUGGCGGUAGUGAACUGCAUCACAAUGGUCGCUGCGCUGAAUGUUUUUAGCACGAUCCCCUUCGUGCUGGACGAGGCCGGCUACUCCCUGCAGGAGUCGGCGACGGUCAUGUCCUCAGCGGCGAUCAUCGACCUGGUGACCCGACUGGCCGGCGCCGCCAUCACCGACCUCCCGCACUUCAGGCCCAGAGCCGUGUUCGGCUUCGCGCAGCUCAUCUUCGUGGCCGCGCCCUACGUGUUGUUAGCUUGGACAGACGAGUGGCUGGUCGUGAUGGGCUGUGCCGGGGCCUUCGGGAUGGGCCUCGGCUGCUUGUAUUUACUCGACGUCCUGAUCAUGGUGAGGCUCCUUGGGGUGGAAAAGCUGCAGUCAGUCCUCGGAAUGAGUCAGCUUCUUCGCUCUGUGGCCUUUAUAUUCAUAGGUCCUGUGGGAGGAUCCAUUCGCGAGGCGUCGGGGAACUACUGGGCAACACUAGCCUUCUACUCUAGUUCCAUGCUGGUUGGCUUUCUUCUGAUGGUCAUCACGGCUCUAACCCACCGGCCGAUACUCAACCCAGAGGAAGAAGAUGGUGAUGAUGAUGAAUCAUAACCUUUGGCAAUCAUAUGCACGAUAUCAUCUGGGAGAAGAUACUAUGGACACGCCCGGCAGUGCCCUUUGCCUCUCUGUCGCCCGUCCUGGCUCUGUCGCGAGGCGGCGCCGCUUUACACUUAACCUUGACUUUGGCCUCGUGUUCGGGUUACCAACAGAAACCGACGUAGUACUGUGGCGGUUCAUGAAUUCGGAUUACGAAGCUAGUGAAAAAGAUAAUGUCGAUUAUUGAGUAAUCGGCGAUUAUUGUGUACUCAGCAUUCGUUUUUCAAGUGUACAUUUUCACAAAAGAAAAGUGUUCUCUGAGGUCUAUUUCGCUUGUUUAUGAGAAAAACAUUUUGUAAAUGUUUGCCCGACUCAUAUCGUGCUAGAUGGCCUUUUUAAAAAUUAUCUUUUAAUGAAUUCUUUGCUAAGAAUUCCGCAUGUCUUCCAGGUCGACAUAAAUACGAAUGAGACAAAAAUAUUGGGGAAUCACAUGGAGUGAGUGACAUCACAUCACUUAGGCCCUUAAGGAGGAAAUUAUAUCACAGGAGUUAAAUUUCACCAAAAAAUGCCAGAUAGACACAGACAUACGAGAUACAGAGAUAGAAAAAAACACGAUUAUCACGACGUUGCGAUAAAGCGAUAAGGCCAUACUCGUAAGAAAUACAAGAUAAGAAAGAUUAGAAAAAAGGGCUACGCACCCAAUGUAUUUUUAUAUCAACUGGUACAUAAAUGUAGUAUUCAUAUUCAAAUCUUAUCAAACAAAUUUUAUGUAAGUAUGAAUAUCCAAGCCAAAUUAAACUGGUAUUUUUAAA
Penaeus vannamei (Pacific white shrimp) is the source of this 2670-nucleotide messenger RNA. Its product is annotated as monocarboxylate transporter 13. NCBI's taxonomy places the organism in Eukaryota, Metazoa, Arthropoda, Malacostraca, Decapoda, Penaeidae. Gene Ontology annotation, cellular component: membrane. The record is from RefSeq and is a predicted model, not a curated record. Gene Ontology annotation, biological process: transmembrane transport. Gene Ontology annotation, molecular function: monocarboxylic acid transmembrane transporter activity.